Setaria italica (foxtail millet) is the source of this 1368-nucleotide messenger RNA. Its product is annotated as agamous-like MADS-box protein AGL66. Lineage: Eukaryota; Viridiplantae; Streptophyta; Magnoliopsida; Poales; Poaceae. Gene Ontology annotation, molecular function: DNA-binding transcription factor activity, RNA polymerase II-specific; protein dimerization activity; RNA polymerase II cis-regulatory region sequence-specific DNA binding. Gene Ontology annotation, biological process: positive regulation of transcription by RNA polymerase II. The transcript has 11 exons. The coding region runs from base 50 to 1189 and encodes 379 amino acids. The record is from RefSeq and is a predicted model, not a curated record.
CCUCGCCGCUCCUCCUCCUCCUCCAUCUCCAUCGCCACCGCGAUCCGCCAUGGGGCGCGUGAAGCUGCAGAUCAAGAGGAUCGAGAACACCACCAACCGGCAGGUGACCUUCUCCAAGCGCCGGAACGGCCUCAUCAAGAAGGCCUACGAGCUCUCUGUCCUCUGCGACAUCGACAUCGCCCUCAUCAUGUUCUCCCCCUCCAACCGCCUCUGCCACUUCUCCGGCCGCCGCAGGAUCGAGGACGUGAUCACGAAGUACAUCAAUCUCCCGGAGCAAGACAGAGGAGGGUACGUUCGUGGAAUAGUUCGGAACAGAGAGUACCUGAUCAAGAUGCUCACGCAACUCAAGUGCGAGGGUGACAUAGCCGAGCAACUCACGCCCAACAGUAAAGGGCCAGUGAACUCCAACAUAGAGGAGCUUCAGAAUGAGAUCAGGAAAUACCAGCACCAGGUGCAGGCCUUGGAGGAGCGCAUCAGGAUGUUCGAGCCGGACCCGUUGUCGCUGGCGUCCAUGAACGAGGUCGAGGCGACCGAGAAGUUCCUCAUGGAGACCCUCGCCCGCGUCGAAGAGCGCAAGAAAUAUUUGCUGUGCAACCACAUGGGCCCCUUCGACCCCUCGCCCUCCGACAUGCAGCACGUGUUCGGCCUGCCGCCGCCGCCGCCGGCGCCGCCGCAGCAGCAGGGGGACAUGGGCGUCGGCGCGUUCGGCGGGGUCGGGGGCGACGUCGGCUCGUGGUUCGCCGACGGGGCGUCCAUCUUCGCUGGGCAGGACCCGAUCUUGGCCUUCAGAGAGCAGGUGAUGUUCGACUCGAUGCGGCGGGACGCGGCGGGGGUGGACCCGACGGGGGGGAUGGCGGCGAUGUGCCACGUGGACCAGCACGGCGGGCCCAGCGAGGACUGGCAGCAGGCGUACAUGUCGACGGACUUCCUCUCGGCGCUCAUCCCCUCCACGCCCUUCCCGCUGGACGACGACCAGGCGGUGAUCCAGGACGCCAUGGUGGACCCCGUGCUGGCGUCCCCCCCGCCGAUGGUGCCGCCGCCACCGCCGCCGCCGCACGUGCACGAGCCGCCGGUGGAGGCGGCGGGGAGCUGCUCCAGCGUCCCGCCGGGUGGCGACUGCGCCGCCGCCGCCGCCGCCGCAGGCCAGGAGCACGGCGGCCUGCCCGGCGGCGCGGUCAACAUGGGCUAGCUGAUGACGCGCUCAAUCAGUCCAUGCGUUAACAAGCUGACACAUCAGUACGCGGUGUAUUUCUUGAGAUUGUACGCCGUGUUUGAUCUCUUCUAGUUUCACAUGGAUUAUGUCUUACAUUUGGUAGACAGCUUUCUAUCUAUAGUUUUCUCAUGAAAUAAGAAUAAUUAAUUGAACUA